AUGGUGGGCGGCUUUCUGGCUUGGUUGCUCGCCCUCUUCAGCCCGCUGGGCACGCUCUCCCCUCCUCCUAUCCCCGUUCAAGAGCAGCUGAGUCCGGGCCAUCCGCACGCUGUCCCUCCCGGGCGCUGGGAUGAGAUCAUCACCGGCGUGUACGGAGUGCCGGCGCUGCUGAAGAUUCACGACCGAGACGGCAUCGUGAAAUGGACCUGGGGUCGAAGCGAUGUUACCCAGCCUCUCCCCCCUCAGAUCAAACGGUGUCUUUAUAGCAACGCGAACGAUGCGACCGAACUCAAAUGGAUCCGAAACGGGACCAGUGUGGCCGCCAUCUACAGCAAUCUCGUCCUGAUCAUAAACCACACGCCGGACAACCCGGCGACGGAUAAACAGAUCACGUUUGCCGUAUGUCGAGAGAAUGAGUUUCUCUGGAACGCACAUACCCUGGAACUGCUACCGGGGAACAGGGUCGCAGUGGCCACCACGGGUCAACGACCAUGGGACGGUAUCCUCGUUUAUGACGCGACGAUAGGGAAUCCCCUCGUUGACGAUCCCCCUAUCCUGCAGAACAUCACCGGCCUCCGUGCCAUCCACGGCAUGAUCUGGGAUGAAACAGAACAGAUGCUCUGGGCCGUAGGGACGGAUGCAGCGGCCGAUGGAUCGGAUAACAUCCCUGCCUACGGAACGCUGCAGGGCUAUCCCUUCGACGCCACGACGGGCACGCUUCGCAAGGACGAUUCCAUUCGCUACCGCUACGCGCAGCCGUACGAUCAGGACACCGAGUGGGGACAGGGAUACAGCUGGUGGGUAGGACCGCAUGAUCUCGUCCCCGUUCCUCACGAGCGGAAGUUCCUCAUCUCGGACGAUCGCGACCUGCGGUCUUUCGAUCUUACCACGCGCCAGUUCACCGAGGAAGGCGAGGCGCUGACACAGACGUAUCUUCGCGGGUUUGAGGUGACGUCCAAUGACCGGCAUGGCUACAACCGCGAGGGGCAGUAUGAGGAGUUGCCCCGGGGGGAUCUGAAGAGUUUCAGUCUCGCUCCAGACGGAAGCUUCCUAUACGUGCAGUCUCUCUGGAGGGAAUUUCGGGGGAAUCAUACCAAUAUGGUGGUGAACGGGGUGAAGCAGGAUAUCAACGAGGGCGACGCGAUAUAUCGAUCACGGUGGUUUGGGGAUAUUCCUGGCUGGCCCAAACCGGUGACAUAA
This is a messenger RNA of Monascus purpureus, 1200 nucleotides long. Lineage: Eukaryota; Fungi; Ascomycota; Eurotiomycetes; Eurotiales; Aspergillaceae. The record is from the annotation of a GenBank genome assembly.